UUCCGUUAGCUCGCGAUCUCGAUUGUUCUGCCGGCGAAUAUUACUUAGACACUUUGCGUGUAUUUUGUUGCACUGUUGGCGAAGUUUUGCUAAGUAAGUCUUUUUUUUGGAGGUUCGUUCAAUGGGUUUUUGUGAGACGUGCCGCAACUUUCAGUGUCUGACGCAACUGUUAUCACAAGAUUAAGUCAGUUUCAAUUUGGACCAAGUUCAAAGGGAUUCUCAUUGAAACAAUAAACAGCAGCAUAUAGAUAUUUUGAUUAUCACCUUGCACUUAAGACAAUAUCGUAAAGGGGAAUGCGUUUUUUAAGAACGACGCUGUUGCCAGUCGGACUACAGCAUUUUGUGCGAUAUUUCUCAGUAUCUACAGUAACCAUGAGUGGAAACGAAGAUUACAAAUCUGCUACGUCGGUUUAUGACUUCGUAGUUAAUAACAUCAAAGGAGAAGAGGUUCCGUUAGACAAAUACAAGGGACACGUUUUACUGAUUGUGAACGUCGCUUCUAAGUGCGGUCUCACUGCCACAAAUUACAAAGAAUUGAACGAACUGUACGACAAAUAUGCCGAUUCCAAAGGUUUGAGAAUCUUGGCAUUCCCUUGCAACCAAUUCAAUGGACAAGAGCCCGGUACCCCAGAGGACAUUUGCAGCUUUGCAGACCGUCAAAAAGUCAAGUUCGACUUGUUCGAGAAGAUUGACGUCAACGGUGACAACACACAUCCCUUGUGGAAGUACUUGAAGAAGGAGAAGGGUGGUACUCUGGGCAGCUUUAUCAAGUGGAACUUUACCAAGUUCAUCGUGGACAAAGACGGAAAAGUCGUCGAAAGACAUGGACCUAACGUCGAUCCCAGCAAGCUCUCCGAAAAUCUCGAAAAAUAUUUUUAAGAGUCAAGGCAAUCGGCCGAGACAAGUGAUUUCCACACAAGAGUCUGAGUGAUAUUAUUAAAGGAAAAUCGAAAGCCUUCAGAAUUUGUAGAAUUGUCAUUGUUAUUAUUCACGAUUUUUUUUUGUAACGAUCACUAUGUGUGAGACACUCAUAUUACGCUUAUUUAUCGUAACACUUACAAGAUUAGUUUUUUCUUAGGAUUUAUAACGAUACUUUCUGUAGACGCAAAUAUCGAUGCUUUCAAAAUUAUUUUAGGUUUCUAAUUAUUUAUUUUUAUUUUUCAAUUUUAUUAUUUACGUUAUGAUGUUUGUGAAUCAACCACUAGAUUUUUCAUCACUAAAAUUACGUUUAUAAUAAAAAGUUUUACAUUCGGUAAAAAAAAAUGAAAAACUCGAUAAAAUAAAUUAAACAUCGACUCACUGCUAUGCAAUAACAAGAUUCCUGAUUAAACUUCUUUUACAGAAGUAUUCGCUUCAUAUAAGUUUUUCCAAAGAUUUUAUAAUAACAGAUAUGAAAAAUUCAGCUUUUGCACUUAUUACACAAAUAUCAUUGAUUUAAUUAAUGAACAAAAUUAAUUAUUAAGUGAUCAUUUUAUAAACGUUAUAUUACACUCAUUGUUUCCAUUAAAAAACUUUAUGAUCCAUCACAAAUACUUUUUAUAUCAUUUCGUUUGCACAAUUGUAAAAAUUGUGAUAUUUAGGUAAAUAGACAAUCUUGUAUUUUGCUUAUUUAUAUAUUAAAAUAUGUACUGAAAAUGCGAA
Messenger RNA from Nasonia vitripennis (jewel wasp), 1641 nucleotides. It is a transcript of the gene Gtpx, whose product is annotated as probable phospholipid hydroperoxide glutathione peroxidase. Gene Ontology annotation, molecular function: glutathione peroxidase activity. The coding region runs from base 295 to 879 and encodes 194 amino acids. The transcript has 6 exons. Gene Ontology annotation, biological process: response to oxidative stress. NCBI's taxonomy places the organism in Eukaryota, Metazoa, Arthropoda, Insecta, Hymenoptera, Pteromalidae. The record is from RefSeq and is a predicted model, not a curated record.